Molecule: messenger RNA, 6064 nt
Organism: Homarus americanus (American lobster)
Lineage: Eukaryota; Metazoa; Arthropoda; Malacostraca; Decapoda; Nephropidae
Gene: pot
Exons: 11
Coding region: 342-3407 (1021 amino acids)
Source: RefSeq, a predicted model, not a curated record
UCAGUUACUCAGUCUCAGUGUCUUGUCGGACGGGCUAGUGAGAGGGUCUAUCUAUACCACUUUUCCCAAUAUUCCUCCCCUUAUUUCUGUGUUUAUCCAAGACGAUCAAUUUAACCCAUCCCCUCAUAAUAUCCCCCCCAUCUUUGGAAUAUACGUAUAUAUAAUCCAUAAGUGCAUACGAGGAUAAUAUAAAAGUGAACGUGACUGCAGUUUUAUCAGGAUUUAAAGUGUAUCAACAACACAAGAUGUAUAUAAAAUGAUCCAACCGAGUUACUGUGACACCUUGCACCUGUACAAAGUUUCACUAGCGGACAAUGAACCGAUAGAAAACGCCUAAGAAAAUGAUGGCACGACACAAGCUAUGGCCGUUGAUGUGGGCGGCGCUGUGGGCGUCGAGAACGGCCGCACAGUAUAUAGGGGAGGAGAAACUGUCACCCAUCCAGCAAACAGCAGUUAUAGGGGGAGCAUCACGGGACCUGGACCAGAUAGGACCCAAGAUCUACACGGAGCGCACCAACACCACCCUUAACUGUGCCUCGGGUUACAUGUUGGUAGACGUUCAGUUUAAAGAUCCUUUCUACGGCAUCAUAUAUCCAAAUGGGUCGAGGAAUUCUGCCUGUCGCAUCCAGGGUCAAGGCAAGACCAAGUACCAUCUCGAACUGCCACUCAAGGGAUGCGGUACCAAUAGGGUGGAGAGACGAGUGUUCGUUAACAACAUCAUCGUCAGGUUCCACCCCGGUCUGGAGUUGGAGGGCGAUGAAGUCAAGACCAUCAUCUGCCGCUACCCAAGUCCUAAGGUCAUCAUUCCGCCUGGCCCGCCCGUCCCUGUCCCAAUCAUUGGUCGUGAAAUUACCCCGGCAGUCCCAGCGCCAUUAAGCGAGGUGGAGAUUCUGCUCAUCAUCUGUGCUAUAUUUUUCCUGGCGUUGCUGUUGGUGGGGAUGGCGUGCUCUUACACCUGCCUCAAGAAGCGCAACAUCAAAUUGGUGCGGCGGCGUCCCAUGUCACUGGGGGCGCCCUCGGACAUCACCAAGAUGUCAGGGUCGUCACUUAACUUUGACGGUGUCAAGAUUCCCCGAGCUCACGCUACCUCCACCACUGACUCUGACACUGCGCUCGUCUCACAGUCUGACACCAUUCCCUCUGACUACCCCUCUGAUCCCCCAUCCAGUGGAUCAGAAGGAGAAGAACUGGACAUGCGAUCUGUUGAACAUAGGUCUUCUGCAGCCUCUAUGCAUAUGCACGAAGAGAGGAUUCAGGCCUUCCAGAACCAGGCAUUCAUUAUGGAUGAAGACCGACUAUCUUCUGUGUACUCGGACGCCAUGAUGCAGAGUGAUGCAGAGUUGGUGACAGCGUCCCAGAUGAUCCGUCCACCACAGCCCACCUUUUUGGUGAGGGUCAAGCGGGCCCCAACACCUCCUAAGACUCCAGAGCCUGAUUACCCGGUACAGCUGGCUCAGUCUCAGUCCCUCACCACCAUCUUGGAGAGGGAUGAGAGCUUCCGAGCGGAGAGUCUACCAGGAUCAGAGCACGCACUCCUGGUGUCUGGGUCAGAGGCUGGGGACCUCAUCCCUCCUCCAGCCAUCAUACCCCCGCCGGAGUACGCUCUUUUACAUCGUAAGACGCUGGAAUACCAACUACGCCCACGACCUCCGCCUCCACCCUCCGAAUACAGUUCGGUAGCCAGGUCAGUAUCUGAACACGACCUGGAAGUGAACAUACGUGAGAACAUCCGACGAGAUCUCCGACACAUUGAAAACAUCGAAAAGCUAACGACUGAAACGACCGACGUUCAAGAAACUGUGGAGCGCCACGGACGGCGGUACAUGAUCCGCCCGCCGCCCUCUGAGCCAGACUCCGAGUACCCGUCCGAGGCCCGCAGUGUAACAGACAUUGUGGAGGAGCUGCCUGUGGUGCCCAGGAUGCCGGAGGUUACCAGUCAUGUGGUGGAUGAUCGUCACGUCUCCACCAUCACCGAAACUCACACCACCGAGGACAUUGAGCGCCAUCGACGCUUCAUCAAACAGUACCACAUAAAGCCCAAGGCACUGCCUCCACCCAAGUGGAACGUGGCCAUUCGUCACUACCCAGGACCCAAGUAUGCCGACGAAGUCGAAUCUUCAGGGCCUGAAUGGGAAGGUUACAGCGAGCCUGGCUCAGACGUGUUCCGCCAGCACAUGUUCCACGCUGACGAAGAUGACCUCACUCGCCUGGAGGUAGAAGCCCUAGAACAUCCUCUUCCACCCAACUGGAAUGUGCUUCUUCGUGUCCUGGAUCCGCCCCCGACACAGGAAGCCGUACAAUAUAUACUGACGAAAGAGGACCGUGAAAAGUGGCGUCAAAUCAUCUCCACAGAAUCUACCCUCCGCACCAUGCUCACAUACGCCACUGUGAAGGAGGACUACGAGCGUAUCCGUCACGACCAGAGGUACGAGACACUGUUUGAGCCUCGCAAGUGGGACGUUAUCAUCAGAAUCCUGUCCCCACCAGACAUCCAUGACCGCAUAGACUCGUCCUCUGAGGCUCCUUCAGUCUCCGACACUGAGAGCCUUCACUCCAAGGACGGCCGAAGGUACCGCAAGAACGACGCCCCGGCUGGACGACGACCAUCCCUACCACCACUAUACGAGUACGACUCUGAGGGUAACCCACUCAUCAUGCGUCGUCCUGGACCCCCCUCGGCUCGCUCACGACGUUCAUCCAAGUCGAGCAUACACUCCGGGAUAGAUGUUCGCUCCAUGACGGAAACUGAGGUCAACUUCACCCGCGCCGACACCUGGAGUGAGGCGAGCGGACCCAGCAUGGCCAGCGGACCCAGCGUGGCGAGUGGACCCAGCAUGGCUAGUGGUGCUCGUUCAAUAGCAGACCGCUCACAGCCAGAGAUCACCUACAACGUGCCUGUACUGCCCGACGAUGAGUACCCAGACACUGAUUUCGACGACAGGAUGUCAGCAAGGACUGGCAGGUCCUUGGCUCGAUCUGCUUCAGAGUUCACAGAGGACUGGCGGCACCAUGAGCCAGUUGACAGGUACUCCCACGUGUCAGGGUCGUCCUUAGACAGCAAGAGGCGGCAGCUGGAGCGAUCCACAACGGAGUACUUCGAGGAGCCGCCACACCUGAGUGACGUGAUGACCUCCCCUGACCACUCCCCCGACAACUCCCCAGGCCCAGUGGCCAGGUACCAACAUCAGUACCGCCAGUAUCAUCGCGACUACGACAACCAGCGGUUCGGCCAACAGUACGUGCAAGACGUAGAGGUGGUGGACGAUGGUUAUGUGGUGCACGCUGAACGACGUACACAUCAAGAGCGGCGAGUGGACCACCGCUCUGAUCGCUCCACACACUCGGGUCGUGAAGAGGUGUACUCUGUCGCCGAGACUGAGGUGUCAGGUUGGGCUCGCAAGCAUUAAAUGUCCUCGUGCCGAGCUCUAAGAUUCAAAUGCCUAAAUGCAUGGGCACUGAACUGCCAGGUCCCAGUAUAUGCUUUGCCGCUGCUGAGAACGCGCACAACACAGCUAGCGGAACAAAUAUUCCCUGGACAUGUAUAACACGGGGACGCUUAACAGAGGGCCACCGGCAGCAGAGGUUGACGUGUACAUGGGACACCAUCAGGCCGCACGACCUGAACCUAACUCUUCUCUGGUGAUACGAACACUAACUGCCUGAGGGCACAGUGUAUCAUGCUAAUAUAUUAACAAAUCAAACGCAUCUGGCACUGGAGUGGUAGACUAACUUCACAGGUUACGUGUGUUCAUAUAACUAGUGCUUGAAAGGACGCUAUUUUGUGUGGUCGAGGUCACUUAACCUGUGAGAUAAUCUAGCUACCGAGCAGGCUUGCCUCAGCUCGCAACAACUGCCUACUAAUACAAGUGAGAGACCAAAGCGGUGUUCUUAUCAUCCCCUCGCGCCUACGAUGUCGGCUCACUGCUACAAAUUAAAACAAACAGUCUCCCUGAUUUUUAGGAACCCCCAACCAUUAAUUCUAACUAAUAUCCCAUCAACUUACAAUCGUUUAUUUUAUUUUUGUUUAUAUUCAAAACCUUAAAAUAGCAGUGCACAGUCAGGCAGUGUUCCCACAGUUAUAAAUCCUAGUCACCGUGUGUUAAACUGACCAGACAGAUGUGAGGGGCCGCUAGGACCGCCGCUCGACACCCAACGGGAAACAACACCUGCACGAGCACGCUGUAGAACGUUUACUGACAUCCUCAACCAAGACUUAACUCCAGUCAAACGUGUAUAAGUAACAAAAAAUGGCAUGACGUCUUAGUAACUGGUAAUGAAUGGAAUGUAUGAGGAGGUUGAGGGUGAUUUUUGACUGGAUGAUAACACGUGAAUGGUAUAACGAUGACUGUAAGAUGAUAUCAAGACGGUAUGAUAACUGGUGACUGAGUGAAGGUGCAGGGAUCUUGUAAAUGAUAAAUCACUAGACUGUAUGAUGACUGGGGUGUGUCUAACUGUCGAGGAUAACGUCUGAUGAAAGGGAAAAUGACUGGGCAAAAAUCUUUAUGACUGGUGAGAGAGAAAGAGUGUAUGACUGGUAUUAACUGUAUGGUAGUAGGGUGAAGGGAGCGAAUGUGUCAAGAUGUUGCCCCGUGGUGGUAUACAGUUCUCUCACAACGCUCGGGAACAAGGGCUUCAGGGGUAAAGGGCUGGUAGAUGUUACUUCUCAGCCAAUCUAGCAAAUAAAAUGAUAUAGUGAAGUAUGUUAGUCUGAAAUUAACACAAAUGUCAUGAUACUAACAUUCACCAUUUUUUUUUUUUCUGUUGACAAGCUUCAAAGUAACAUAAUGAUUGAUUUAAAUUUUACAUUACUUUAUAUCUGAUUCAGGUACAAGCAGAUAAGGUUAUGCCAAAGCUUCUGUGUGCUUUCUUGUUAACAAAUUAUUGAACUUUGGAUGUUUUAGGGAAAUAAUUAUGGAUAGGUCGAGUUUAUAUUGUUUCAACCAAUCAGAGGGCUCUUUAUCGGAAUGACGUCAUGGUUUACCAGCCAAUAAAACGACCGAUAUGAUAAUUUAUUUUCCCGAAUAUAUCCAUUGUCAAGAUUUAUUUAGGGCAGGUAAAAAAUAUCAUUGUAAUAAGUUCGUAUAUUUUAACUAACUUUUUAUAAGCUAUAUUUUUCGAUGUUUAAGCAGAGGAGAGUAGAGGAAAGAGACGUUAUCAUGAGUUAGAAAAAGUAAACAACAAAGUGAUCUUACCUUCAAAAUAUUUAGAUACGUUUUCACUUGAUUAAUAUAACAUUCAAAUGUAAUUAUCACUUACUAAAUGGUCAUUACUUCACUGAUGUCAUAAUAAAAUAAUAAAAUUCAUGUUAAUAAUAGCAAAGAAUGUUUAAUAAGUGAAAAUAGAGACGAAAUAGUAAGCCGUUUACUCUCUUUAAUCCAACUAACUUUUUAUAAAUCUCCUGAAAAAAAUCCUGCCCUAAUGAAGUAGUUUAGAUGUACAAUAACAACUCUGAGACAUAACCUGGGUAAUUCUCUUUCGUAAAUCAUAAAAAAAAUAUCAGUGGGAAGACAAUAAUAGACUUUACUUCACAUGUACCCAGUGGUCAGAGUUGUUUAUUAUACAAAAUCCACACACACAUCUACACGACCAAAUUCUGGAGCUCAAUUUACUUCCCCAAACUAUUUAAAAAUGUAAAUUAAUAUCCUUAAACCUUUCUCCAUAACCAACUAGAAGGAAGAGAACGGAUAAACUAAGAAAUUAUAUACUGUAUAUGUCGUCAAAAUCAGUGUUAACAAAAAAGUUAUUAAUGAAUUGAUAUCACAACUCCUACAGCUUGAAGAAUUUGGUCUGUUAAUAAUGAAUCCGUUUCAUGAUCCAACGAGGAAGCUUCAUGAACCUGAUUUAUGAUGAGUGAACCAGAUUUAUGGAUAGGUAUUAUGAACCGGCUUCAUGAACCAGCCACCUGACACAUGAGGCGGAGGGUGAUGACAUACCAGCUGGGCUCGCACAUGUACCUGAUCAGAGUAAAAUUCUCAUCAUUUAACGAAACCAAACAUGAAGAAAGCAUAGUAAACACAUUGUGUAUUAAUGCUUUAAAUACAGGCCAUAAUAGUUUCUAAUGAUA